Messenger RNA from Spodoptera littoralis (African cotton leafworm), 2148 nucleotides. The record is from the annotation of a GenBank genome assembly. Lineage: Eukaryota; Metazoa; Arthropoda; Insecta; Lepidoptera; Noctuidae.
AUGGGAGAACCCGGCAUAAUACGAAAGUUAAAUGAAGAAGUAAUAAAUCGUAUAGCUGCAGGUGAAAUUGUUCAAAGGCCUUCAAAUGCGUUAAAAGAGUUAAUAGAAAACAGUUUGGACGCUAAAGCAACAAACAUUAUAAUAACUGUGAAGGCCGGCGGACUAAAGUAUUUACAGAUUCAGGACAAUGGCACAGGUAUAAGAAGUGAGGACUUGGAGAUAGUCUGUGAAAGGUUCACAACAUCUAAACUGAGGGAAUAUGAAGAUCUGAAGGAGAUUGCCACAUAUGGGUUCCGGGGUGAAGCCCUAUCUAGUAUCAGUCACAUAGCUCAUCUUACUAUACUCACUAAGACAGCUGCCUCUAAAUGUGCUUAUAAAGCUUCAUAUGAAAAUGGAAAACUAAAGGCUCCAAUGAAGCCGUGUGCUGGCAACAAUGGUACUCAAAUAACUGUUGAAGAUCUGUUUUACAACGUGAUAGCUCGUAAGAAGUCACUCCGGAGCCCUACGGAGGAGUACACGCAUAUAAUGGAGGUGGUUGGAGGGUAUGCGAUACAUAACAGCCACGUAGGGUUCACUUUGAAGAAGUUUGGAGAGAACACGGAUCUGAAGACUCCGAUUAAUUCUUCUGUUAUUGAAAAUGUUCGGAUUAUACAUGGUAACGCGAUUGCUCGCGAACUAAUGGAUAUAGAACUACACGAUUCUUCCCUAAAGCUUACAUUACGAGGCUGUAUAACAAACGUCAACUAUUCACAUAAAAAAGGAACUAUGCUAUUGUUCAUCAACCAUAGAUUAGUGGAUUCGCUAUCAAUAAGAAAAGCCGUGGAUUCAAUAUAUUCGACUUAUUUACCUAAAAAUGCGCACGCCUUCGUCUAUCUUAGUCUGGAAUUAGAUCCAAGAAAUGUUGACGUAAACGUGCACCCGACUAAACACGAAGUACAGUUUUUGUAUGAAGAGCAAAUUAUUGAGAAGAUCAAGUCUUGUAUAGAGAGCAAGCUGCUGAGCUGUAAUUCUACCAGGGUUAUGUACACACAGGCACGAUUACCAGGCGCUACGAUGGUAGAGGAGAUCGUGAAGAAGACGACAGAAACGAAAUUAAACCCUAGUUACAUGGUCCGAGUUAACUCAGACGUGCAAAAGAUAGACAAAUUCUUUCCUACACUAAAUAAACCGAAUGACACUAUAACUGACACUGAGAUCAAUAUGGAAGUACAAAAUGAGCCUAAAAACACAAAAGUACCAGAUAUAAUCGUUGAUAGAGAAUCGGACGAAGUUCUAGAAAAUUCUAUAGGCGAAGAACCAAGAAAUGAGCGACAGGACCAAUACAAGACUCAUACAGCUUUAGACCAAGCUAACUUAAGUUAUAUAGACCCAAAAGAUUCAUUCAAAACGAGAACCUUUAAGUACGAGAGGGUCGAAACUAAGUUGACGAGUAUAAAACAACUCAGACUAGAUGUCGAGAAUAAAUGUAACACAAAUCUGAGAGAGAUUCUAGCGAAUUUGAUCUUUAUUGCAUGUAUCGAUUGCCACAAAUCACUCAUACAGCAUUCUACAAAGUUAUAUUUGUGCGAUACGACUAAAUUUGCAGAAGAAUUGUUCUACGAGACACUGCUGUACGACUUCCAGAACUUUGGACUAAUAAAGUUAUCCAGUCCGUUGCCGUUAGAAGAACUCUUUGUUCUAGGACUUAGCUCACAGGAGAGUAAUUGGGACCCAGAAUUAGGUGAUAUGCGAGAUAUGGCACAGCAAAUGACCGAGUUACUUGUCGGCAAGCGCAAUAUGCUGUAUGAAUACUUCUCAUUCGAAAUGAACAGUAAUGGAGAGCUCCUGGCGUUACCUUUGUUGUUAGACGGCCACACUCCGUUCAUGGGUGCUCUUCCCACGUAUCUCGUCCGCCUGGUUACCGAAGUGAACUGGGAUAGUGAAAAGGAAUGUUUCGAGAGUUUUAGCCGGCAGACGGCUAUAUUCUACUCUCAGCCCAACCCAGACCCAAAUCCAGAUAGUCUGAGAUCUGAACAAUGGCGACAGGAACAUGUCCUGUUCCCUGCGAUUAGACGAAACUUUUUGCCUCCAACUAGCUUCGUUCACAACGGCGCCAUAUUGCAAAUUGCUAGCUUAAACGAUUUGUAUAAAGUGUUCGAAAGAUGUUAA